This is a messenger RNA of Toxorhynchites rutilus septentrionalis, 1001 nucleotides long. Its product is annotated as acylphosphatase-2-like. The transcript has 3 exons. The record is from RefSeq and is a predicted model, not a curated record. Lineage: Eukaryota; Metazoa; Arthropoda; Insecta; Diptera; Culicidae. Bases 272 to 583 code for a protein of 103 amino acids. Gene Ontology annotation, molecular function: acylphosphatase activity.
GAAGUUCCCAACCGCAGAUUAGCUCCGACAUCAGUCGCAUCUUGACAGUCGUUAGUCGAUCAACAGAACGGAAACGAUACGGCUUAUCGUGGCAAACAUAAUCUGUGAUCUGUGAAAGUGCAGGAAAAGUAUUUUUGAAGUAGUCGCAAACAAUAAGGACAUCACGACGCAACUGAACUGAGUGCAUCUAGCGGGCGAUUCUAGAAGUUUCCAGUGGUAGUGUUUAAGUUUUCUCGAGAACAGUUUUAACAGACCUCCAUACAAAGGUAAUAUGGGUGUCCAGGAUGUACAGGAUCACGUGCUGGUGCAGUGCGAUUUCGAAAUUUUCGGUCAAGUGCAAGGAUGUGGAUUCACGAAACACUGUAGGGACAAUUGCUUAGCGCUUGGCAUCAAAGGCUGGGUGAAAAACUCCAAACAAGGCACAAUCAUGGGCAAAAUGCAAGGAGCCAAGGCAGACGUCGGUAAAAUGGUUACUUGGCUGUCUAAAACUGGCUCACCCGGAUGCAAGAUCGACAAGUCAGAGUUCACCAAUUGGGGCACGUUGUCGCGGUUUGCGUUCACCGAUUUCGCCAUAAGGUUUUAGGCACCUAUUCUAAUUAAUUUUAAUAAUGCAGCAAAAUAGUGUCCUACACUGCGAUGCAGCUCUGUAAAUUGUGACUAAAUUAUAUAUGGUUAAUUAGUUUAGCGCCUGUACGUGAAUGCUAUCAUCAGGUUAUCAUAACCAAUCGGAGGUGUAUUUCUUAUAUGUAUAUUCGUCAUAACUAGGUCAUAUUGUUAAUUUUAAUUAUAUGAAGAAACGAAUCAGAAAAAAACAAACAGAAAAAAUCUAUUGUAAUAUACCGGUAUCAACGCAAACGAAGGUCAAAGGCUUUAAAACUUAUUUCUUUUUUCAUCUUCAAUCAUACAGAAUGUCUGGUGGCAGCGCUGUCUAGUUAUUAAGUUUAACUUAUUGAAAUGAUCAUAGCCAGAAAAAGUAUGAAUGGAAUAAACUAUUGAACAUA